AUGGCCGACACCACGUUGCAGUCGUGGGAAUAUCUCGAGACUCUUCCCGGGACCCAGUUCUACCGAUUGUACCGCAGCCCGGCAUCUGCACUGGCCAUCUUCCGCAAACGGCUGACCAGCCUAGCCAAGACCUUUGUCAUGAUGCUCCUGUAUAUGCCUGCCCCUCUACCUGUGAAACAGCUGGAGCUGUUCGUCAAGGACGCCAGUCGCGGAGAGCGUGAAUACGCCAUCGACCUACUGCACCGGUACCACAUCUUCAAGGACGUGAGUUACAACGGUGCCAAAGCGCAUGCGUUGACCCCCGACUUCGCCAGAUCCCUGCGCCGCGCCUUGACCGGCGCAGGCGACAGCCGGUCGUUCGGACAAGUAGCCACCCACGUCCCGCAUGGCCAGAAAGUCACGAUCGCGCAACUCGACGAGUAUGCUCGUCAACGAUGGGAGGGUAUUUUGGGGUACAUGGUCGGCUCGUCCGCAGUGCCGCUUGAAAGCACGACAACGGAACAUCAGGCGGCCAUGCAACCGUCGCCGGGCGUCAUCGAACUGCUCAAGGCUGGGCAUCUGAUCGAACUUUCGGGAACCCAUAGCCGAGGCCAAACGGCUAAGAUCACCAAAGAAGGAUUCGCGUUUGUGCUGCAGGACAUCAACACGCAGAUCUGGGCCUUGUUGUUUCUGUAUGUUGAUAACGCCGAGGUAUUUGAGAUGGACAAGGUCGACGUAUUGUCAUUCCUGUUUUUCGUUUCAUCCUUGGAACUCGGCCUGGCCUACUCGACCGCGCCCCUGGACGAAACCCAGCAGCGAUGUCUGUCCGAUCUGGUCUCUUUCGGCAUCGUCUACCAGCCGCUCCGAGAUGAUGGCACGCCCGUCGACUUCUUCUACCCAACACGCCUGGCCACCACCCUGACAUCUGAUUCAAGCACGACCCUCUCAGCGACCAACACGACCAUCGGCUCCUCACUUUCCAAGUCUUCAUCAUCAUCAUCCCAGUCUUCUUCCGGCACGGCCAAAGGCUUCAUCAUCGUCGAGACUAACUAUCGACUUUACGCAUAUACCUCGUCCCCGCUACAAAUCGCACUGCUCUCAUUAUUUGUCAACCUCCGCUCCCGCCACCCGAACCUGGUCACCGGCAAAAUGAGCAAGUCAUCCGUCCAACGGGCCAUCCAAGCCGGCAUCACCGCCGAUCAAAUCAUCUCGUACCUCACCUCCCAUGCGCACCCGCAGAUGCGGCGGCACGCGCAGGCCGAGCAAGCCCGCAACUCCGACCCGAACCUCGUUGUCCCAAUCCUACCAGCCACCAUUCUCGACCAGAUCCAUCUAUGGCAGCUAGAACGUGAUAGGAUGACCACGACCCCGGGCUUCCUGCUGAAAGACUUCCCCAACCAUGCCGAUUACGAGGCGCCCUGCCGUUACGCGGACGAAAUCGGGGUCUUGGUGUGGAAAAACGACAAAAAGCGCAUGUUCUUCGUCAAUCGUAUCGAAGGCGUGCGGUCGUUCAUGGCUGAACGCCGAGCAAAUGCCCAGGGAUGA
This is a messenger RNA of Capronia coronata CBS 617.96, 1524 nucleotides long. RefSeq lists its product as uncharacterized. The transcript has a single exon. NCBI's taxonomy places the organism in Eukaryota, Fungi, Ascomycota, Eurotiomycetes, Chaetothyriales, Herpotrichiellaceae. Gene Ontology annotation, cellular component: transcription factor TFIIH core complex; transcription factor TFIIH holo complex. Gene Ontology annotation, biological process: nucleotide-excision repair. The record is from RefSeq and is a predicted model, not a curated record. The coding region runs from base 1 to 1524 and encodes 507 amino acids. Gene Ontology annotation, molecular function: ATPase activator activity; double-stranded DNA binding.